This is a messenger RNA of Lacerta agilis (Sand lizard), 1233 nucleotides long. It is a transcript of the gene MTRES1, whose product is annotated as mitochondrial transcription rescue factor 1. Lineage: Eukaryota; Metazoa; Chordata; Lepidosauria; Squamata; Lacertidae. The transcript is spliced from 4 exons. Bases 129 to 815 code for a protein of 228 amino acids. The record is from RefSeq and is a predicted model, not a curated record.
GCUCCGCCUCCGCUUGCUCCUUCUCCACCGAGUUGAGAGGAAGCGGGGGAAAGGACGGGCACGGGCCGAGCACCGAGGAGCAGCGGCAGGGUCGGGGCUGCAGGCGCCCGGCGGAGGCAGGGUAUGCUAUGACGGGUUGCAGAUUGCCGCUUGGCGCUUUUAGAAAUCUAAAUGUUUGGCUUGGUCUUUUGGAGAACUCUCCUUAUAAACUCUGCACACCCUGGAAGAGGCUUCUUUAUUCUGCAAGCCAGCAGCAAGUAACGGCAAUUGCCCCAAAACAUUUAUGUGUUUCUCCUUUAAAACACCAAGUAUUUUUAACACCAUUGCCCAAAAGUGCACUGAGGAUUUCUGUACGUCUCAAAAGCAACAAAAGUUAUCGGAAGAACGCAAAACAAACUGUGCCAGAGGAGACUGAGGAGGAAGAUGAAAACGAAGAGAUAAGCGAUUCAGAAGAUGAGUUUGAGGGUGAUUCUACUAUAGUAAAAGAUUAUAAAGAUCUCGAAAAAGUAGUACAGUCUUUUCGAUAUGAUGUAAUAAUGAAAGCUGGUCUAGACAUUGCAAGAAACAAAGUGGAAGAUGCGUUCUAUAAUGGCGAACUCAGGCUGAAUGGGGAGAAACUAUGGAAGAAGAGCAGAGCGGUAAAAGUCGGUGAUACACUGGACCUGAUAAUUGGAGAGGACAAAGAAACAGAAAGUGCCGUGGUUAUGAGAGUUGUCUUAAAGAAGGCCUCCGACAAGGUCAACGAUGAAAAAUACAGAGUGGUGUUAAGGCGCUGGAGGAACUUAAAGGUGCCCAAGCAGGAUGUAUUUAAGUGAACUAGGAUUUGCAUGUGGCAGAGGUUUCCUUGUGAACAACUGUUGGUUAUACAAUAUAUGAAUUUUGGUUAAACAAAAUUCCUGCAUUCUUUUUUAAAAGAAAAUAAUAUUUAAAUGGGUAUGUGAUGGCAUGAUGCCACCUUCCUUACUGUGAACAUCACUUUGCCCGUGACUUUUUAGUUUGCUGCUUUUGUUCCAUUCUGAGAGAGAAAGCAAUGUUUCUAUGAGAAGAUAGAACAAAGGAAUAAAAGGGAAGGCUAAUUUUAAAUAUUCUCUGCUUUUGUUUAAAUGACAUGACCCAGAAGCCCAAAACUAAACAACUUGAGUGGGAAGAAAGCCUGGCUUUUCUUUAUCAUUGUGUGGUGUGAUAACAGUAGCCAGUCAGUUCAGGAACCUGGUUUUUCUUUUCUUUUUUAAA